Molecule: messenger RNA, 3535 nt
Organism: Haliotis rubra (blacklip abalone)
Lineage: Eukaryota; Metazoa; Mollusca; Gastropoda; Lepetellida; Haliotidae
Product: eukaryotic translation initiation factor 2-alpha kinase 1-like
Exons: 17
Coding region: 390-2519 (709 amino acids)
Biological process (GO): protein phosphorylation
Molecular function (GO): ATP binding; protein kinase activity
Source: RefSeq, a predicted model, not a curated record
GUCCUUCAAACUUCUGGAAUAUGUAUCACGGUGUGAAAUUCUUUAGAUAUAUUCAUGGCCCACUAACCAUGUCACGUGCAUCGAAUUAAAGCCGCGAUGCGAGGUUGUUGUUGUGUUUAAAAAAAUAAUCUCUCAUCAGUAUAUUAUUGUUAGGUUUAUAUUGCAUCAUUCUCGAAGUUUCCAGGUGCACAUGCGAUGACAGUUUUCGUCUGCUGCAUACUUGGGGAAUCCCCGAGUGUUCUAAACAAGGCGAUGAUGAUAAAAGUUUACGUCAUGCUUAAAUGAAAAGCGUGCAACGGCAUUAAAGACAGCAAUAAAUUCAGACGGGUGCAGGAAAUUUCUGGAAAUUGAUUUCUGACAGACGUCUAACAAGUUACCGCAGACGAAGAAUGCCUGGCAACAAGAGCUUAACGAGAAGUUUGGGAACUAAGACUGCAUUCUCAAGAAACAGGGCUCUGCAGCCCUUCAGGAACCUUGAUGAGUCUGAUUUGGGAGGCAUCAGUGGCAAUCAUCAGCGCAUACCACAUGUACCAAAUGUACAUGGGGAGCCACGAGAGAUUGUCUCACCAGGGCAGGUUCAGACCCACCUGUUGAUCACUUCUCUCCUAGAACAAAUGUGCGUCAUGGCUGUUAAGGAUCAACACAUGGCGAAUCAACUUUUUAACAUGAUAUGUCAACAGUUGGCAAAGUUGAGGGUUAUCUCCCCUCUGACCUUCAUGGAUGAAAUGAGUAGUUCUAGAGCCCGAUACCGACUCACCCUCAAUAACAUGAUACACAAGGCAAAGCGAGACAUGUUCAAGCAAGCCACAAGUCUAUCCCCAAUACUCAUGCAGGUCCACUGGGCCAACACACCAAGGAUGCCUGAUAUACCACUGCUAACCCACAGCAUUCAGAGUCUAGCCAUGCAGGACUCCAGGUACAGACAUGAAUUUGUUGAAAUCUGUCGUCUUGGGAAAGGAGGAUUCGGUUCAGUAUUCAAGGCCAAAAAUCGACUAGAUGGACGAGAGUAUGCUGUGAAAAAAGUGAAGUUUAAACAUAGAAAUGCAGGACUACUCUUAAAACUAUUACGGGAAGUAAAGGCAUUGGCAGGUCUCACACACAGCAAUAUUGUUGGCUACAAUGCAGCAUGGCUAGAGCAUGGCAUUUCAGGUCCUCAAACCUCCAGUGACACCAGCCACACAUCAGAUGACAGUUCAUCAUCCACAGACAGUGAAAGCUUUGGUCACCAAGGCAACAGUCCAAGUGUCAGCAUAGUAUUUGGAAGCACCAACACAGGAGAUGACUUGGAUGACAGACAAGGCCCAAAGAUCCUCGAACUGGAUCCAAGUUAUACAAAUUCUGAAAUAGGGCCCAACACAGAAUUAACAUCCAAAUAUCUUUGUAUACCUCAGGCAUCACAUUCCAAGUCGUUGAGUGUGUUCCAACGACAGAAAAGUGCGAACAGUUUCUUCACUGCCACCAAAGUAUUGACACGUGGAGUUGCAGAGCCAAACCACAACACCAACACUGGUAGUGACGUUGUGUUCACCGAGAGUCAUUAUACAGAGAAUAAAGCAAUAACAAGCACAAGGAGGGUGUAUCGCAGGAGCAUCAGCUGUGAACCUAAUCCUAGUACUGAGAAGUCUUUUGGGAACACAAUGGAUCGAGAUGAUUUUUAUGGGCAAAUUUCACCUUUUGAUACCAGUGUCACGUUGUACAUACAGAUGGAGUUGUGUAGUCUCACCCUAGCUGACUGGCUGGUGCAGAGGAAUGAAGCAAUCAAAGACUCAGAUCUGAAAAAAAUUGGUAGUGAUAAUAUGAGGAUAUUUCAUCAACUUCUACGAGGGGUUGAUUACAUACACUCACAGGGCCUAAUGCAUAGGGAUCUGAAGCCGAGGAAUAUUUUCCUCCAAGGAUCAUCCCUCCAUGUGAAGAUUGGAGACUUUGGUCUAGCUACAGAGGACAUCAUGAGCAACGACAGAGAUACUGUGUUAUCUCCCCCUGCGUAUAAAGAAGUGUUCAAGUUCGACCGUCACACAGCUGAAGUGGGGACUCUGACAUAUGCUGCCCCAGAACAACUGAAAAGAUGCAUGUAUGACAACAAGUGUGACAUCUUCAGCCUGGGAGUCAUUCUGUUUGAGCAGUACAAUCGCUUUGUGACAGAGAUGGAGAGACACGAAGCUAUCACAAGUCUCAAGAAGGGAGAUAUACCCGAUGUAUUCUCCCAACACUGGCCAGGGCAGGCGAAGGCAGUGUUCAAGAUGACUCACACUGAGCCCCCAGAACGUCCAUCAGCCAAAGACCUCCUUACAAGUGACCUCUUCCUUACAAAAGAACAGAUCAUCCACAACCUUCAGAGGAAGGUGUCAGAGCAGGAGGGCGACCUUGACACGCUCCGCCAUGACCUUGGAGAGAGAGACCGUCUGCUGAAGGAUGUGUUGAUGGAGAGGGAGGAGAGAGACAGAACAAUUGCUCAGCUUCAGGAAGAACUGGACAGGAUAAGAUUUGAGAUGUUUAACUCUACAAAGUUUAGCCAGUGAAGAGAAUUACAAAAGUCUUUAAAUGAUGGUAAAAGAUAGGGUUAUUGUCAAGUGACAGGAAAAACUAGACAUGAUCAAAUGUGAGAUGUUUUACAAAAAAAGUUUACCAAGGGAGGUGGUCUUUAAUCUUUUUCAUGGUGACAAAACUCUUGCCUUUUCGCAGAAGAUAAAGGUUUCCUGUUUGAAGUAUUGUCACAAAAUAAGAAGUUCCAUUCUCAGCAGGGGGAUAAAGACCACAUUUUGAAAACACAAUUCGACAUGGAUGGAAAAAUGAUGACAGAGUGUGAGGGAGACAGAUAGAGCUGUUUAUUGUCCAGUUGUAAACAGUCAAGUGUGUUUCAUUGUAUCAACUUUCAUAUGGUGCUUCAUGAAUUAAAUCCAACAUACAUUGUGCAAUUGUUUCUGAGGACUGGAUGAAGACCAUCGUGUCGUGUGAUAAGUCCUAUCAUCCUAUGUUCAACAUUGUUUCAUCAGGGAGGGCAGAUAUCUCAGGUUUUGUUGAAGAAUAUGACCAUCACCUCAUCAUCAUCAGUAUGUUGAAGGACAAACCCAAUGGUGAUUACGGGUUAGGAUCCAUCAUAGCAGCAUCUGCUGGUCAUAGGAGCUUACUUAGUGGACUGGGUAGUCAGACUCAGAGAUUCGAUUACUCACAUGUCAAUGUAGCCCAUGGGGUUGAUCGUUGCUCACAAUAUUGAUCAUUGGGUUGUCUGGUCCAGGUAAUUAUUAUUGGGUUGUCAUCAUAUGGUUGUAAUAUUGCUGAGUGUGGCAUUAUACGGUAAACAAAUAAGCAAAUGCAAAUUUAUGAAGGACAAAGUUUGAUGAGGGGACUUUCAGAUACAAUAUUUAUUGCAAUACACUAAAUCAAUAUGCAAUACACAUAUAGACUGUUGCGUCAGUUUGAUGGUAUUAUCAUAUAAUGCAGUGCUUUUAUUUUUAAUAACUGUAACUGUUUUAUAUGAAAACAUGUACUUAUCUAAAGGUGUAUGGUUGUCAAAAAUUAAACCAGUCCUAUACGA